Heterocephalus glaber (naked mole-rat) is the source of this 6772-nucleotide messenger RNA. RefSeq names its product ATP-dependent translocase ABCB1. The record is from RefSeq and is a predicted model, not a curated record. Gene Ontology annotation, biological process: oligopeptide export from mitochondrion. Gene Ontology annotation, molecular function: ATP hydrolysis activity; ATP binding; ABC-type oligopeptide transporter activity. NCBI's taxonomy places the organism in Eukaryota, Metazoa, Chordata, Mammalia, Rodentia, Bathyergidae. Gene Ontology annotation, cellular component: mitochondrial inner membrane.
GGUGGGCGCGGGCCGGGCCGGAAGGAUCUGGCUUUCCGACUACCGGAACUGCGGGGCCGAAGGCUCUGGAGGGCGGCGGCGAGGAAACCCUCCCGGCGGGACGGGCUGGCGCGCGCAGAGCGCUGCGGCUGGGCUGCUCUGGCCGGCCUGGCGCCGCCGGAGGCCGCCGCGGGGCGGGGCGAGGAGAGCUGGCCCGAGCGCCCCCCCGCACCUCUGACCUCGUCCAGUGCUGCGCCUUUGGCUGUGGAGACUCCUAGGGCGCCGCGGUGUACGGUGCGGUGCAGAGGAACCCAGUGGAGGAGCAGGGAAGAAGUUGAAGAUGGGCGAGAAAAGUAAAAAGAAGAAGGAAAAGAAACCAACUGUCAGUGCAUUUGCCAUGUUUCGCUAUGCAGAUAGGCUUGACAGAUUUUACAUGGUGCUGGGAACUUUGGCUGCUGCUAUCCAUGGAGCUGCGCUUCCCCUGCUGAUGAUGGUGUUUGGGGAUAUGACAGACAGCUUUUCAAAUGCAGGAAACAGUAUUUCAUCAAACAAUACCAAUCAAAGUGUGAUCAACAAAACACUGAUCUUCAGACAGCUAGAAGAAGAUAUGACCACGUAUGCCUAUUAUUAUACUGGAAUCGGUGCUGGUGUGCUUAUUGCUGCUUACAUUCAGGUGUCAUUUUGGUGUCUGGCAGCUGGAAGACAGAUACACAAAAUUAGAAAACAGUUUUUCCACGCUAUAAUGAAACAGGAGGUAGGCUGGUAUGAUGUGCAUGAUGUUGGAGAGCUGAACACCCGUCUCACAGAUGAUGUCUCCAAAAUUAAUGAAGGAAUUGGUGACAAAAUUGGAAUGUUCUUUCAAUCAAUGGCAACAUUUCUGGCUGGUUUUAUAGUAGGAUUUACCCGUGGUUGGAAGCUAACCCUUGUGAUUUUGGCUAUCAGCCCUGUUCUUGGACUAUCAGCUGGUAUCUGGGCAAAGGUAUUGUCUUCAUUUACUGACAAAGAACUCUCUGCAUAUGCGAAAGCGGGAGCCGUGGCUGAAGAAGUCUUAGCAGCCAUUAGAACUGUGAUUGCAUUUGGAGGACAGAACAAAGAACUUGAAAGGUACAAUAAUAAUUUAGAAGAUGCUAAAAGAAUUGGGAUAAAGAAAGCGAUCACUGCCAACAUUUCUAUUGGUGUUACUUUCCUGCUGAUCUAUGCAGCCUAUGCUCUGGCCUUCUGGUAUGGGACUACCUUGGUCCUCUCAAAUGAGUAUUCCAUCGGACAAGUGCUCACUGUCUUCUUUUCUGUAUUAAUUGGGGCUUUUAGUAUUGGACAGGCAUCUCCGAACAUUCAAGCAUUUGCAAAUGCAAGAGGAGCAGCUUAUGAAAUAUUCAGAAUAAUUGAUAAUGAGCCAUGUAUUGACAGCUUCUCAACAGAUGGGCACAAACCAGACAGUAUUAAGGGAAAUGUGGAAUUUGAAAAUGUUCACUUCAGUUACCCAUCUCGAACAGAAAUCAAGGUCUUGAAGGGCCUCAACCUGAAGGUGCAGAGUGGGCAGACCGUGGCCCUGGUUGGAAACAGCGGCUGUGGGAAGAGCACAACGGUGCAGCUGUUGCAGAGGCUCUAUGACCCCAGCGAGGGCACGGUCACUAUUGAUGGGCAGGACAUCAGGACCAUAAAUGUGAGGUAUCUGCGGGAAAUUAUCGGUGUGGUGAGUCAGGAACCUGUUCUGUUUGCCACCACGAUAGCUGAAAACAUCCGCUAUGGUCGAGAAAAUGUCACCAUGGAUGAGAUUCAGAAAGCUGUCAAGGAAGCCAACGCCUAUGACUUCAUCAUGAAACUGCCUCAUAAAUUUGACACCCUGGUUGGAGAGAGAGGGGCCCAGCUGAGUGGUGGACAGAAGCAGAGAAUCGCCAUAGCACGUGCCCUGGUGCGCAACCCCAAGAUCCUGCUGCUGGAUGAGGCCACGUCAGCGUUGGACACGGAGAGUGAGGCAGUGGUCCAGGUGGCCCUGGAUAAGGCCCGAGAAGGCCGGACCACCAUUGCGAUAGCUCAUCGCUUGUCCACAGUUCGCAACGCUGACGUCAUUGCCGGAUUUGAUGACGGAGUCAUCGUGGAGAAGGGAAAUCAUGAUGAACUCAUGAAAGAGAAAGGCGUUUACUACAGACUUGUCACAAUGCAGACAAUAGAAAGUGGAGAUGAAUUAGAAAAUGAAGUUUGUGAAUCUAAAAAUGAAAAUGACGUCUUGGCAAUGUCUUUAAAAGGUUCACGAUCCAGUCUAAAAAGAAGAUCAACUCGGAAGAGUAUCAAUGAAUCACAAGAACAAGACCAAAAGCUUCGUACAGAAGCAGCCCUGGAUGAAAAUGUGCCUCCAGUUUCCUUUUGGAGGAUUCUAAAGCUGAACAUAACAGAAUGGCCUUAUUUUGUGGUGGGUGUUUUUUGUGCCAUUAUCAAUGGAGGCCUGGAACCAGCAUUUGCAGUAAUAUUUUCGAAGAUUAUAGGGCUCUUCACAAGAAAUGAAGAUCCUGAAACAAAACGACAGAAUAGUCAUCUCUUUUCACUAUUAUUUCUAGUCCUGGGAAUUAUCUCUUUUAUUACAUAUUUCCUUCAGGGCUUCACAUUUGGCAAAGCUGGAGAGAUCCUCACCAAGCGGCUGCGGUACCUGGUUUUCAGGUCCAUCCUGAGACAGGAUAUGAGCUGGUUUGAUGAUCAUAAAAAUAGCACUGGAGCUUUGACUACCAGGCUUGCCACUGAUGCCGCUCAAGUAAAAGGGGCUAUUGGUUCCAGGCUUGCUGUACUUACCCAGAAUUUAGCAAAUCUUGGGACAGGAAUUAUUAUUUCUUUGAUCUAUGGCUGGCAGUUGACACUUUUACUCUUAGCAGUUGUACCCAUCAUUGUAAUAGCAUCAGUUAUUGAGAUGAAAAUGUUGUCUGGACAAGCAUGCAAAGAUAAGAAAGAGCUGGAAGCUUCUGGAAAGAUCGCUAUUGAAGCAAUAGAAAACUUCCGAACUGUUGUGUCCUUGACCCAGGAGCAGAAGUUUGAACAUAUGUAUGGGCAGAGCCUGCAGAUACCAUACAGAAACUCUUUGAGGAAAGCACACAUCUUUGGAAUCACAUUUUCCUUCACCCAGGCAGUAAUAUAUUUUUCUCAUGCUGCUUGUUUCCGAUUAAGUACCUUUUUGGUGACACGUGAAAUCAUGAAUUAUGAAAAUGUUAUGUUGGUGUUUUCAGCCAUUGUCUUUGGUGCCAUGGCAGUCGGGCAGGUCAGUUCACUUGCCCCUGACUAUGCCAAAGCCAAAGUGUCAGCUGCCCACAUCAUCAGGAUCAUUGAAAAAGUCCCCGCCAUCGACAGCUACAGCACAGAAGGCCUGAAGCCGAAUAUGCUGGAAGGAAAUGUGACCUUCAGUGAUGUUGUGUUCAAGUAUCCCACCCGGCCAGACAUCCCGGUGCUUCAGGGGCUGAGCCUGCAGGUGAAGAAGGGCCAGACACUGGCCUUGGUGGGCAGCAGUGGCUGUGGGAAGAGCACAGCGGUCCAGCUCCUGGAGCGGUUCUACGACCCAUUGGCCGGGACUGUGCUUGUGGAUGGCACAGAAAUACAGCAACUGAAUGUCCAGUGGCUGCGAGCACAGCUGGGCAUUGUGUCCCAGGAGCCCAUCCUGUUUGACUGCAGCAUCGGGGGGAACAUCGCCUAUGGGGACAACAGCAGGACUGUGUCACAGGAAGAGAUCGUGAAGGCAGCCAAGGAGGCCAACAUCCACCAGUUCAUCGAGUCGCUGCCCGAGAAAUAUAACACCAAAGUGGGAGACAAAGGAACUCAGCUCUCUGGUGGCCAGAAACAGCGCAUAGCCAUUGCCCGUGCCCUUGUUAGACAGCCUCGUAUUUUGCUUUUGGAUGAAGCUACAUCAGCUCUGGAUACAGAAAGUGAAAAGGUUGUCCAGGAAGCCCUUGACAAAGCCAGAGAAGGCCGCACCUGCAUUGUGAUCGCGCACCGCCUCUCCACCAUCCAGAACGCCGACGUCAUCGUGGUGAUUCAGAACGGCAGGAUGGAGGAGCACGGCACACACCAGCAGCUGCUAGCACAGAAAGGCGUCUAUUUCUCAAUGGUCAGUGUCCAGGCUGGAGCAAAGCGUUAGUCAACUAUGACCUUAUGGGAUGUUAAAUAUGACAUCAAAUCAAACUAAAAAGAAAAGCAUUUAUUGGAUUAGAUAGUUAUAUAUUUAACAUUUCUUGGCACAACUGAAGAUAAUAUGAUCAAGUUCAGAGUCUUCAGAGACUUCCAAAUUAAAGGAUCAUAAAUACAGUCUUCAUCAAAUGGGAAGGUGGGUAAUGGUUUUAAUUUUACUAUAAAAUUCAUGAAAGAUUUCAAGUAGUUUUUUUGAUAAAGUAAUUUUUAAUUUCUACUUCCUGAUUUGAACUGUAUCUGCCUUGCUAAAUGGUCAUAUAAGUAUCAAAAAGUAGUAAAAUGCCUAAAAUAAAACUAAGCUUUGAUAUUAUUGUAGUCAUCAUGUCUGAAAUAUGUGUGAAUACAUACCCAUCUUCUUUCAAUUAAAAUAUUAUAAUUUUGGCCUUUAAAGAACUGAUUCACUGAAAAUCCCUUUAUUUCUGUGGAAAGUCCUAAACAAUUUAAACAAAUAGUAUUUUAUGUGUUUUCAUGUUGCACCUUAACAGGACCAUGAGGCUUCCUUCUUCUGGGCCUUAUUCCUACUGAUUUUUUGAUUUUUUGUAUUAUAUUCCUCAAACUUUUGUAUUAUAUUCCUCACACAGGACAUUACAAAAUUUGGGAAGAUGGGGUGAAGUCCAAUUUUGAAGUGAAUAUCACUAAGAUAUACCCUAAAUGUUUUGGUACCUUUAAUGGCUUUAAAUGCAUUGCUUUCAUAAGGGGGUCUUCAAGGAUUUUACUAUUGUUAACAUAUAAUUAGUAUUUUAACAUAUAAUUACUGUUUUUCUGUCUUGAUAAUGAAUCAUUAUUCUCAGUAAUUGGUCUCAUAAAGCUGAUCUUCCUGGCUUGCAGAUGUUUAAAAAUGCUCUAUGAGUUUAACUACUUCAUGAUGAAAACCAACCGAAAAGGAGAAAGUAUCAUAAAUAUUGGUACUCUGACAACACAAUUUUAAAUGUUAGCCACAAAUCAUUAUAGGCAAGAUUGAGAUUCACUAGCCAUGGGCCAUAUUUGCCAUAUUUAUUAUAAGAAAUUGAUCUCUUUAAUAAGAUCAUAUAAAGAGAAGAAAAUCUUCUCCAGGAAAAAUUAGCCAAAGAAUAUAAUCAAGUAAUUUCCAAAGAAGGUAAUGCAUGAGAAGAAAGUGAAAUUUCAGUAACCAAAGACAUUCUGAUUAAAACAAAAAUACCCUUUAUUGCCUAAUAUCUUGGUGAUGAAUUAAAUCUCUACUUCCAUUGUAAUCAGUGUAUCAACUUCACACACACACACACACACACACACACACACACACCAAAAAUCAUGAGAAAACAAGGCAACAAGAAUCCUCCAACAAUCCAUAACUCCCCCAAAACUUAUCCCUCAGGUAUUUAUGUAGAUGAAAUCCAAAGAAUUAACAAAAAUUGAUAGUAAAAUGAUUGCUGGUAAAGACACCACACAUGAAUCCACUCAUUAAAAUAGGCUUUUUUGUUGUUGUGAGAAAAAGAAAAGCUUAUUCCAGUGGACAAGGACUAAAAUCAGGGAGAUUCUAGCAGUUAGCUGGGAAAGAUUUCAUCCUUGGGUGGAUGGGCUAACACCAAGAGAGAGAUAUUAGCAGCUAACUGGGAAAGGAAUUAGGCUUAUAUAGGUAUUGAAUGGGCUAAGGAAUCUGGGAUGAACUGUUUAUGACUUGAAUGCCUAAGGACAAUCUGCUCAGGUGUGUAGACAGUUGUUGAACUUCUCAGCACCAGGAGGGUUGUAUACUUUGAUUUGAGUCCAUUUGUCCUAUUUACUGAGAAGCUGCUAUUGUUUGCUAAAAUGAGCCUGUUUGUUUAGGCCAGGCCUGACAAUCAUGAGAUCGAAGAAACUAGAAAUUAAGCAGCUGAAUGAAACAAUUAUUAAAAUUAUCAAUAAACUCAAAGAAAAUAUAAAUGAGCAACUAAAUUAAGGAAAAUGAUUCAGGAUAUAAACUACUGUUGCUGGGUUCUGGUGUGCUGGAGUCUCCUUUUAAAGAUGAUUUCUAUGUCCUUUCUAUCAUGAACAAAGAAUUGAAUGAAACAAGCAUAAAUGGUGGCAAUGUUUCACAUUUUUUAAAGGGAAGAAAAAACAGAAGAGUAAAGAAAAAUAUGGGUUCCACAGAACAAGAUUGGGCCAAGGAAAAACAAACAAAAAUAAAAAUACACCCUACAGUGUAGGGUGGGCUACCAUGAAGAUACACAAUGGCAAUUGCUUAAUGGCAGCUGUCUUUUUUAUAUGUAUUUCCCUUGCUGGCAUCAUAUCCAGGUCAUCCUGAGCUGGAAAAACGAUCUCUGAGCAAAAAGUUUUUCUGCAGCUAGUGGACUGACAAAGAGCCACUCCCAGCUCAUACCCCCUCUCACACCUAAAACAUGUCCUCCUUCAUUGUUUUUUGUUUUCAGUGUCUGUAUCCUCAAGAUGAUGUAAUCCCUACUUUCCCACCAUAUGCACAUGUGGUGAACUCCAGCGUACUUUUCUAUCCAGUCAUUUAAACUGAAUGUAACUUCCUCAACCAAUGAACCGGUGUUAAGUGCCUUGCCUCUGUAUCCUUGCCCUUCUUCCCUUGAUCCAUAUAAACCCUGUUCACUGCCAGCUUCAGGCUGAUCACCUUGUGGAGAAAUCCCCAAUCAGUUCCACCAUCAAAAUAAAGCUGUACACUUGCCUCCAA